ACGAAGCGUAGACCAAAAUAGAUCCCCUGAAAGAAGGGGGCCGGGCUGUGGUGGGGUGGGGUGUCGACUAAACUGAUUAGAAAAUCCGCCUUGGCCAAUUCCGAUUGCUUUGGCAUUUGACACAAACAGAGGCAGUGCAGCAGCGGCAGAGGCAGCAGCAGAGGCAUUUGUGCUGCCAAAUUGCCAACGACAAAAGUUCGGCGAUGUCUUGUCAGUUGGUGCUGCUCUCUUCGCUGGCCGUCAAUUAGCGCCGUUUGCCAUUUUAACGGAUUCGGUUCUUGACGGUUCUCUCGCCGCUGAUUCAUUUGUUCUCUAAACAUCGCAAGACCAUUGGUAACUUGCCACCGCUGAGACAUUAAUCAGUUGCAAGACGAUCGAUUAGCGGAAAGCAAGAGCCCGCUGCCCGUACGACUGCAGCCGCCUGGCGAUAGCCCACUUCCGAUUCUCCUCGCCAAGCGACGCUCUCAUAAAUCAUCUCAAAACGUAGAUAAAUAAAUAAAUAUCGAUGAUUGGUCCAAUGAUUUGUGAGCGAAAGUGAAAUAAAUAUUUUUCGAAUUACCUAAUCGAGUGGCCAUUAACGUGAGUGGUGUGAGUUUUUCGAGUGCGUGGUGAAUAUAUUUUAUAUAAUACGCGUUAGCCGAUUCGUUUCUCGCCGCGAUACACUCUCAUUGCAUCGGCGAACGUUGGAGGAUUCGGAUUCGGAUUCGAUUCUGGGCAUUACGCAAUGGCCGCUGAGGAAACGGCGCUAACCGGCGUCGGCGAGCUGCUUUUCUCGCUGCUAAUUGGCUACCUGGGCGCCCUGGAAUUCGCCUUCGUAGCGCGUCAUCUCUACCAUUGGACUUUCCAGCAUCCCGGCGGUUCUUCUGUAGAUGCAGCCGCUGACUCAGAAGAAUUGCCUCGCAUGCGUGAGAGAUUGGACAAGGAGAUCAAAGAGGCGGCUGAAAGAGAAGCUCUAGCGGGGACCAAUCUCAUGCAGGAUGGUGUCCUGUAUAGCAAUGGAAUACGAUUGGAUCCUGCUGGAGAUAAAAGAGAAGCUCUUGCGGCGGAACUGGCACGUCAACAGCAAAUCGAAGCGGAUACACGACGUCAGCUGGCCGAAGCCGAAGCUAAACUGGCCGAAGAAAGGUUAAGGGUCCAGAGGGAGAAAGAAGAAUCGGAGGAGCAACAAAGAAAGCUCAUAGAGGCCGAAAAACAGCGCGAAAGAGAGCAAGCUGAGAAAGAGCUCCAAGAACAAAGAGACGCCCAACGCAGGCAGCUAGAAGCAGAGGAGAACGAGCGUAAACAGCGCGAAAUCGAAGAGAAGGAACGCCAAGAGAAUGAAAGAAAGCUGAUAGAGAUCGAACGAGAAAGGGAAGAACAAGAACGCAGACUGCAGGCAGCUGAAGAGCAGCGCGAACGUGAAGAAAAUGAAAGAAGGAUCAUAGAGGCAGAGCGUCAAAGGGAGCUAGCUGAAGCCGAGGAGGAACGUCAAAGAGAGCGAGCCGAGCAAGAAAGGCUCCUGGCAGAGGCCGAGGUAGCCGAGGCCGAGCGACGUCUCUUUGAUGCCGAAAUCCAACGAGAGCGAGAACAAGCUGAGGAAGAAGAACAGGCUCAAAGGGAUGCAGAAAUUGUAGAGCGCCUUCUGGCAGCUGAGAGAGAACUCAGUAUGAGUGCCACCGAGAGCGAACUGGAGGAUGACGCUGCCAUUGCAGAGCAAUCACGACGCCUGAUCUCCAGCAAAACCGAUCUGGAGCAGAGACAGCGAAUGAUCGAUGAGAAUGCCCGACGAUUCCUUGAAGCCGAAGAGGAAAUGGUGAUGCUGCAGCAGCGUCAACUGCAAGCCACCCACAGCAAAGAAGAGGCAGAGGAGUAUGCUGGAAUGGAGCCAGUGGUGGAGGAACCUUGUAUUAAGAAGGUUGCUCCACCCAGAUUCCAGGAGCCGGAAGAGGAGCCUCUGGUGGUGCAGAAAGUGAAAACCCAAUUUGGCCAAGGAAGCGGUUCCGAAGAUGGCUAUUUGGUGAAGUCAAAAACACUAACCUUCCCCGGUGUAUCGGAUGAAGGAUCCUCCGUGGAACCCUUCUCCAGCCAAAAGUCAUCCUUCAGCACUCAACCCUCUGAUGAAAUGAACCGAACCGAAGGCGAACGCCCAGAGCCGGAGGGUGAAGAUCAAAUACCGGAUGUCCAGUACACCGAGGACUAUCUUCGAUCCCUUGAUGGGAUCAAGAACCGCCCCUUAGUUCGAGAAGAUGGUUCAGGAAGGAGAAGAGCCUUUAAAAAGCGCCGCUCCAGUGGCAGCUCCAACUCCUCGCGAGACUCACGCGCCUCCCGCGAUGAGGAGCUGAAGAUGUUUACCUCGCUGGAGGAGGAGGAGCUGCGUCAUGGCGAAAGGGAGGACUAUAACCCCAUUAAGUAUACGAGUGAACCUACCCUAAGAGUCAAAUCCCACCGACGACAUAAAAGGAGUCCAGCAAAGGAUGUAAGGCCUCCACCAGAGGCGGGUGGAUCCCUGGAAAUGCUCGGGGAAGAGAGCACGAAUCCCUGGGGUGAGGUGGUACCGGAGCACUAUAAGGAUACCGAAUUCUGGAAGCGGGAGAAAGCUCUCUCGAUAGACGAAGAGGAAAUCGAGAUGGAGAGACCAUCCAGAGGAGAGGAUGUAGAGGAUGAAGCCACGAAUGAGCCCAAAUCCUCCUCCUUUGAGGAGGCUACCGAGGCCCAGAACGAGGAGGCAGUGGCUGCCCUGAAGCAGCAACUUUCCAAGGAGCAGGUGGACAAGGAAACGGAGAAGGAUAACUCGCAAGCAGUGGAUACCAGCGACAGCAAGAAAGCCAAUCUGCAAACCUCUUCCGCAACAGAGGAGCAACCAAGGGGUGGUUCACCUGGACUGCGUCGCAGUCCGCGUAUGGAUGAAAUGGAGCAUUACCCGGAGCGCUGGUCCGCCAGUCAGGAGCAACAAUCACUGCAACAGCAACCACAGCGAGCAACUCCUUCUAUCAAUGUCCAGCAGCCGGAUACUGCACCCUGGCGGGAUCAGUACGGAUUGCUCAUGGAGGGUCUCAGCGAUUUUUACGAUUUUACAGCAUCUGUAAACCCUUCGAGAUCCCGUUCGGCAUCCCGAAAUCCCUCACCGGCUCCAAAGAACGUGGCCAAUCUCAUGGAUGUGGACACGGAGCGUUCAUUGGAAGUAUUUGACGAUACUCAGGAGGGUGUAGUGGCAGGUGAAAUAAACUGCGAGUCUGUCCUUCAAGUGCUGGAGUCGAACUUGAAUGGAAACGAAUCCUCGAAUGAACAGAUGCAAAUCCAAACCGUAGCCGAUGAUGCCAGGAAUGGGAAUUCCGUAGUACCAAUGGUAUAUCAACCCUUAGAGGGCUCUACACUUGGUACUCCUCUAGAGGAAAGAGUAAGGGAGCCAUCUGUUGACAGGUUACCAUCCCGAUCCCGUUCUCGUUCCCCACUUCCUACCUCAGAGAACUUGGAAAAGAGCAUCCACAAACGCAGGGAGCGAUUGAUCAAGCAGAACGAUGAACUCGCCGAACGUCUAUCCCACUCCAGCUCUGAUGGUUCCAUAGAAGUCGAAACCAAUGGCAAUGGAAGAUUAAGCCCUAAACUGGAGGUAACUCUGCCACAGCCUGUGAUAGAGAUUAAUGAAAUGGCCGAUGAACCAAUGGAGGAUACCGAAACUACUCCAGAGCAGAUGCGUCUCUUUGUGGAGACCUUAAGAGCUGAGAGGAAUGCCCGCUCCGGUUCACGAUCCCGUUCCCGUUCUCGUUCCCCGCUGCCCACUGCGGAUAAUAUAGAGAAGAGCUUGGAAAGUCGACGUCUAAAACGUAUUCAACAUAACGACGAAAUCUUCGAAAAACUGCACGAACAAAUGCCAUCGCCAGAGAUUGUAAUAGAAUCCGCUUCACCGCCCAUUUCCCCGAUUUCCCCCCUACCCACUAUAUCCAUCGAAAUUGUGGAACCACCAGAGGAAGCUCCAGUUCAACCAGAAGCAGAACCUGAAGAUACUCCCGAAAGCAUGGCUAGACUUUUCGAGCAGUUGCGUUUGAACCGAGUUCGUUCCCAUUCUCGAUCCCGGUCCCGCUCCCGUUCUCCACUACCAACAGCCGCAAAUCUGGAGCAAAGCCUGCAGAAACGUCGCGAGAAGCUGAUAGCUCAGAAUGAUCAGUUCUUUGAGGUGCUCCAGGAAAGAGCCAGAACCCCGGAGCCCGAAACCCGCUUGACCGUGGAGUACGUCUAUGAGUUUGUCCAGGAGAAAGAAGAACACAUUGUUGAAGGUCGCGACAUGCGAUCCUUGUCCCCAUCCCGCUCUCGAUCCCAGUCACAAGAAAAGGUGUCAGAUGACUUCCAUUUGAUGCUCAACCUGGAGGGCAGUGAGUUGCGUACUCUUCGCAAGAACAGCGAGGAGUUGGAAAGCGUCCUGGCAGCAAGUGUUAAACAAAGGGAAGUGGAUUUGGAAGCAUUGGAGAAACUGCACAACGCCAACGAGGAGAUAGAACUCCGCGUGCUUAGCCCUACUAAUUCUGAACUAGAAAGAGUGGUGGAGAUGACACGAGAGAAUCCAGAUCUGGACCGUACAGUUUCCGAGGUGGCCAGAGAUCUGCAGGACGAACUCGUAGCCAGUGGCUUUAAACGCUCCACUUAUGUGGGUGAAUCCCUUGAUCUGGGAAGUGAUCAGUUUAUGGAUCUACGUCGCGGGACAGCUCAAUUUCAAAGAUCCCGCAGUCCAUCUCCUGGCAUGAGCAUGGAUUAUGCUCGCGAACAGGCGGCGGCACAAAGGGAGCUCCAGGCGGCCAUUCUAGAUUCCCUAACCGAGAGUCGUUUGGGUGCCAAACCCAAGACGUACCCGGAGGAGAGAACUCCCGAGUCCCAGGAUAUAUCUGCCGCCCAGCUAGAUGAUUUGAGACAUCGCACUGCCGAGUUUCAGCGUUCACGCAGCCAGAGUCGUUCGCCCUUGAGGGAGGAGGAGUUAACCCAGCUAAGGGAUAUCGAAGCUGAGUCGGCUAAGAGGGAGCUGCAGGAUCAGUUGCUAGAUAGGUUGGCCGCCUCGAGCAUUAACUUCGAGAACUUUUCACGGCACUUGAAUGCCGAUUUUUUGGAUAGCGAGCGAAGGGCCUCGGACUCCGCCUUGAUGGGUGACAUGGAGCCGGAUGAGUACCAUCACUUCCGUCGCUAUUCAUUGGCCCAGGAACAACCCAUAGAGGAGUACCCCAGUGAUGACUACGUUUACAUUUCACAGAUCGAAGUGCGUACUCUUACCGGAACCAGGACUUGGUUAAAGGAGGAUUUUUACCCCGAAGAACGGGAAGAUUUUUCUGAUUCCAAAAGUCCAAUAAGAGAUGAAGAUUCCUGGGCCAGAGCUGUUUUGGCUGCAGAGGCGGAGGCGGCUGAAUUCGAUUCUACCAAUGCCAUUUACAGCUAUGAUAUUGUUGGGGAUCACGAGAAUCUAGAUCAAGAAAGGAGCAGCUCGAACGACAGCGAAGACACUCGGCAGACUGUGGUGGAGAUCGACGACGAGGAUGAGUAUGAGUUUGAGUUGGACGAGGGAAUCUCCGAUAACAACGAACGCACCCAACCCACCGAUGAAUCCCAUCAUGACACUUCAGAAUGCGAGGAAGCGGAAAGGAAUGCAGAUCGCUAUGAGAACCGGGGAGCUCAGGAUUGGGAGGAAGUAGAAGAUGUGGAGGAUUUCCUUGACUACGGAUUCGAUGAUGGUGCUGUGGGCGGAGCAACACCCUAUUCCGAUCCAGACUCCUUCAUAGAGCAGAUCUACAACGAGGCCAUUAAGAACAGGAAACAGUCGGGUAUCCUCAGGGAAUACGAAACCAUGGUCCAGGAGCAAUUGCCCUCGGAUCACAGUGAAUCUGAUAAGGAAAAGUCCGGCUCUGAGAGUGAGAAAUACGCACUGUGGGCCAAGACCAGGGAACUGGAGCGAUCCCAUUCCAGUACCCGACAUUCAGAUGUGGACAUUGCCUUGGGCUUGAUACCGGAAAGUGAGCACCGAGAUUCUGAGAUGCGUUACUUGGGGGAUGCCCACGUGGCGGCCAGACAGUCUACACGGUUGCGUACCCGUUAUGGCUUUAAUCCUAAACUGGAUGUGGGCGAACUGGAAGAUGACAUCGAGGUGGACCUGAAUUACAAGCCUAAAAGGGAGUAUAACUGGCGCAAGAACUUUCGGCUAGAUGAUGGUGUUGAAGGGGAAAGGAAUGUACCAGAAAUAGCAGAUGAAUGUAAAGAUCAAGAUCAGGAAGCCAGAGAUCAGUUCGAGGAGGAAUUUGGAUGGCAGGACAGAGAACAGGAAGAACAUGAACAGGAUCAGGAUCAACCCCUAUAUACAAAUGAAGAAAAUGGUGAGAUCGAAAACGGAGAGCUUUUGGAGAACCGACGGAUUAGCUUAGGGGGAGAAAGUAUAACUCUCUUCAGCCGCAGUCCUGUUCGUGAAAUUCUACCAGAGGUACCCGAAGAACUUCCUCAAGAAGAAGAGAUACCCCAAGAACAGCCAGAAGAAUUGGUUCUCCUGGAAGAAGCACCCACAGAGAAGCCCAAAAAGAAGAAGAGCAAAAAGAAGCUUCGCAAAGGUUCGAAGACCGAAGAAGAACUCAGAGAUGACAACGAUUCGGACACUCAAUUUGGUUCCAGUCGCCGCUCCGAAGAUCAGGAUGCAGCUGAACCGCCCAAGAGAAAGACACGCUCCAGGAGAAGCUCCAAGAGCAGCUUGACCAACGAGGAAGGUAAUGGAGGACCAGGACUCUUCUCGCCCAGGAGCAGUCUAGCCUUUGUAGGUGAAUCCUUGGAGGGCAUAGCUGAAUUUGAGCCACAGGAAAGAGACGAAGACCAGUCUACCAAGAAGAAGACUAAGAAACGAAAGAAGUCUUCGGUAAAGGAAAGCAGGGAGGAGGUUAAGGAGGACAUACAACUCCAGGUCGCAGAAGAUUCUCACCUAGAUCAGGCCUUGGCUGCUGCUCUGGCUGAGAUUGCUCCCGUUUCAGUGUCCACUAACUUGACUCCAGAAUCCACCCAACAGAACCUACUUUCUACCAUCAGUACUGGACAGAGUGUGUGCAUAACCCCAGCUUCAUCGAUCGAGGAGAUUGGAGAAUCCCCUUCAUCUACCUUAAGUACUGUGACUUCUGCUGUUGUUCCCGCUCGAUCCGUCGUGGACACCUUCGAUAUACUCAAAGACGCCAACUUCUAUCCGCUCUUCUAACUCGCUUGACAUGUUCAUAAGCCAAGCCAAGCCAAGCACAGCCCAGCACAAUCCAGUCCAAGCCAAGUCACCUCCAAAAACCGAGCACGCUGUACAUGAAAUCAGUCCCCAGUUAAAGAACCAGUUACAAGUGUCCAGAAACCAGCAUCCGCUCCUCUGACUGAGAUCGGGAUCGCCCGAAUCCCGACUUGUAUAAACUAUGUAUUAUACUAACGACCCAGAAAAGAAACCUUUUUGAACCCUCGAAAUAUCGAAUUGUUUACCAUACUCGUAGCUGUUAGUUUAUUUAACGAUUUUGUCUUUAUAAAAAUGCCGAGAAUAAAAGCCAACUGAAUAAAUGAAGAAAACAAUCCGUUGUACUCUGCUCUGCUAUAAAUAAAGAUACACCCAACC
Messenger RNA from Drosophila eugracilis, 7576 nucleotides. It is a transcript of the gene Lmpt, whose product is annotated as four and a half LIM domains protein 2. The transcript has 4 exons. Gene Ontology annotation, molecular function: zinc ion binding; transcription coregulator activity. The record is from RefSeq and is a predicted model, not a curated record. Gene Ontology annotation, cellular component: nucleus; Z disc. Bases 725 to 7183 code for a protein of 2152 amino acids. NCBI's taxonomy places the organism in Eukaryota, Metazoa, Arthropoda, Insecta, Diptera, Drosophilidae.